AUGAAUACGAUCUUUAUAGACGACGGAUCUGAAAAUGAGCCUACUAGUGACUCUAAGCUCAGCAGCGAGAGCUCAGAAGAUAAGAGUAACUCGGAUGACGAAUUUCACGCGGAUAAGGAUAAGGGCCAGCUACCCCCGGAACACUAUAUAGCCGAGGCUUCAAGCUUAGAUAUCUCUUAG
This is a messenger RNA of Penicillium macrosclerotiorum, 180 nucleotides long. RefSeq lists its product as uncharacterized. The record is from RefSeq and is a predicted model, not a curated record. Lineage: Eukaryota; Fungi; Ascomycota; Eurotiomycetes; Eurotiales; Aspergillaceae. Bases 1 to 180 code for a protein of 59 amino acids. The transcript has a single exon.